CUAAACCCGGCUUGGCUUGUGAUGUGGCGUCGCGUCGCGUACUCUGAUUACUCUGACCGUUGGCUGCGCUGAUCGCGGCUACUGGUAGUGCGCGUUUGGCUGCGAGGUGUGCGAGGUGCGUACCUGAUCGCGAAUAAAACUAAUCGCUUUCGGCAACGAGUUGACAAUUCGUCCGUGUGUUCUUCCCUCUUUUUCUCCACCCUCGGUGGGGUUUUUGGUUUUGAAACUUGGAAUCGGUUAAUCGCGACGCAUAACCGGAGACUGCGCGCGAGGGAGAGGCCACGUUGUUCGCAACCGUUCUCCAACAACAAAGAUGUCGACAAAAUCGAGCAAGAAGACAGCGGCGGCGGCUGCGGCCGCGGCCGCCGCGUCCUCCGCGGCGACCGCCGCCUCGUCUUCGUCGAGUAGCAUUCAAUCGCCGCCGAGUACGUCGACGCCGAUCGUCGGCCGACGACCCGGCAGCCCGCUCAGCCCGACACGCUACUCGCGGAUGCAGGAGAAGCAGGAUCUGCAGAAUCUCAACGAUCGUCUGGCGUGCUACAUCGAGAAGGUGCGUCAUCUCGAGACGGAGAACUCCCGGCUGACGCGGGAGGUGCAGACCACCCAGGAGACCGUCACCCGGGAGGUGUCCAACAUCAAGGCUAUGUACGAACACGAGCUGUCGGAUGCGCGGAAGUUGCUCGACGAGACGGCCAGGGAACGCGCCAAGCUCGAGAUCGACACCAAACGCUUGUGGGAUGAUAACGAGGAUCUUAAGAGCAAGCUGGAAAAGAAGACAAAAGAUUUGCAAAUAGCAGAGCGAAAUGCCAUGAUCUAUGAAACACGCUGCAGUGAUUUACAAUCGCAAUUCAAUCAGUCGCAGGCAGAGCGCAAAAAGCUUGCAGAGAAAGAUCGAGAGUCGGAAAAGGAAAUUGAAAGAUUGAAAGCGUUGCUCGACGAUGCUCGGAAGCAUUUGGAGGAGGAGACUCUGCAGCGAAUCGAUCUGGAGAACAAUAUUCAAAGUCUCAAAGAAGACAUCAGUUUUAAAGAUCAAGUUUAUCAACAAGAACUUUCGGAGACUCGUACGAGACGACAAGUUGAGAUAUCCGAAAUAGAUGGGCGCCUCGCGGAACAAUACGAGGCUAAAUUAGCACAGUCGCUACAAGAACUACGCGAUCAAUAUGAGGCACAAAUGCGUGCAAAUCGAGAGGAGAUUGAACUGUUAUAUGAGAACAAAAUCAAGAAUUUAGCAUCUCAUGCACAACGUAAUAGUGGAGCCGCCAGUAUAGCAGUCGAAGAAUUAAGACAGACUCGUUCUAGAAUCGAAGGGCUUAAUUCAAGAAUUAGCGAACUCGAAGCAGCCAACAAUUCGCUUAAUGCCCGAAUCAGAGAUUUGGAGAAUUUAAGAGAAAACGAACGUGCUCGUCACGCGGAAAACUUAGCUGGAUUGGAGGCGGAAUUAGCACGCAUGCGAGACGAAAUGGCUCAGCAGUUGCAAGAAUAUCAGGAUCUCAUGGAUAUUAAAGUGGCACUUGAUUUAGAAAUCGCUGCCUAUCGUAAGAUGCUCGAAUCUGAAGAGGCCAGGUUAAACAUCACGCCUAUGCAAUCGACAAACACAUCUUUAAGUGGUAGAGCAACUCCGUCCAGACAUACUCCUCUUAGAGGUGGCAAACGAAAACGCACCUUAUUAGAAGAAAGUGAGGAGCGUAGCAGUAGUGACUACAGCGUUUCAGGUACUACUAGGGGUGACAUAGAAAUUACUGAAGCAGAUCCCCAAGGACGAUUUGUUAAACUUACCAAUAAAGGCAAUAAGGAAAUAAGUUUGAGCGGCUGGCAACUUAUUCGCAAAGCUGGUACUCUGGAAACAGUUUUUAAGUUUCAUCGUACUGCAAAACUAGAAGCAGGGGCUAAUGUAUUGGUAUGGUCAGCCGAUAUCGGUGCAACACACGAGCCACCAUCUAACAUUGUUAUGAAAGGUCAGAAGUGGUUCAUAGCAGACAACAUGAGUACGAUUCUUUUCAAUAACGAAGGAGAGGAAAUGGCAAUUUCUGAACGCAAGAGACAGCAAUUGUCUACAAGUUUGUCCCGACAUAGGGAAAGCAUAGGAUUUCGUUCAACAGAAGAACUUCAUCACCAACAGAGAAGAUAUCUCUACCCGUAUUAAGGGUGAGGGCACACGACUCUGAUGGGCACUUUAUAGCGAUCCCCAAGGUGAAGAACGUUGCCGCAUUAUGUGAACAUAAAUUUAUAAAUUUAUAAUUAUUAAGCUUAAAUAUACACAUUAUACUCUAAAUUAAUUUUGAUAAAUGAAUCUUGUAUUUUAUAUCUCUGACAUUAUUCUUUAAAUUAAUUUUUUUCUGUCAGCUUAAAUAAAAAAUAUUUUCUCAUAUAUAUUAUGUAUAUAUUGCAAUAAAGAUACAUUAACUUUUUAUUGCAAUAGAAAAAAAAUAUAUGUAUAUUUUCUAUUGCAAUAUUAAUGUAAAAGUUAUAAAAGAUGUGUUUUAACUGCUUUUUUUUUUUUUUUUCCUCUCUUUUGGGACAUCAAAAAAUUGUAAAAGUUUCCAUGAUAAUGAGCUUUGUAAACUCUGUGUAAGAAUUAAUGAGAAUAAAAAAAAUUGUGCCAUUAACACAAAAAUUAAUUUAGAGAAUAAUGUCAGAGAUAUAAUGAGUUCUACAAGAUUCAUUUAUUGGAUGUUUAUUUUGAAGAAGAGGAGAAUAAUAAACGAAGAAAAAGAACAAUAAAUAUAUAUGUGUGUAUAUAUAUAUAUAUAUAUAUAUUGCAGUUAAAACACAUUAUAUAAUUUUCUCUCAUUUAUUGCAGUUGAAUAUAUAUGUAUGUAUAACAUAUAAGAAAGAGAAGAUAUUGUAUAAUAUAUUUCAGCUGAUACGCAAGAAUUCCAAAUCAAACUUAACAAAUAUGUUUCAUAGUACGAAUGAAUAUAUUGCAUUUACAAAUCCAUUUAUUACAUAAGAGAAAGAGACAAAACUGUGCUAUUAUAUUCCGUUGAACUCACAACCAUACAAUGAAUUUAUAGGCGGACAUUAAUGGUAGUAACAUUUGCAUUCAGCCAAUUUCUUCUCCAUUGUUAUGUGCUGCAUAUAAAUGCAUAUUUACCAUCAAGCUAUAAUGCAUCCGUUUAUUAUAUUCUCUUCAAAUUGUAAUAUUGGACAAAUAAUGUUUCGAACGUAUUUUAAUGAUGAUACUUUUUUAAUUUAUGAUAAUAAUUAAGUUACGUUUAUGUUUGUUUAUUGUAUCCAAAAAAAAAUAUUCAAUAGAUUAGGCUGUCAGUAUUCUCUCUUUUUUUUUCUUUUUUUUUUUUUAAUAUGACAGUAUAAAACUAAAACUGGGAAAACUAUAUAUAUAUAUAUAUAUAUGAUAACUGUCAGUUGGAUGAACAGUUUCGUCACUCCAUGUUAUCCCGAAGAAAAGCUUGACUAACAUUCGAUUGAAUGUUAUUUCCAUUUUCCGAUUAAGUGACAUUUAACUGAAUGUCGCAGUUAUAUGUCAAAAGAAUAUCUUCGAUAGCGAAAUUGUGCAUCUGACUGUACACCUGAUACUGCUGCUGAUGUGUGAUUGAUUUUUCUACCGAAAUAAGAUUUCAAAAAUGCAAGAAACAUGUUUGUUCUUAUAAUCGCGCACCGACCUGUGCGUACAAAUUGAUCUUUCUCAAUUGUAUUCAGCUUUAUAUCAUUUAUAUACUAAUAAUAAAAAUUAAAAAAGUAAUCGUACAAA
Molecule: messenger RNA, 3712 nt
Organism: Cataglyphis hispanica
Lineage: Eukaryota; Metazoa; Arthropoda; Insecta; Hymenoptera; Formicidae
Product: lamin Dm0-like
Exons: 9
Coding region: 314-2143 (609 amino acids)
Source: RefSeq, a predicted model, not a curated record